Mus pahari (shrew mouse) is the source of this 1945-nucleotide messenger RNA. Its product is annotated as class I histocompatibility antigen, Non-RT1.A alpha-1 chain-like. The record is from RefSeq and is a predicted model, not a curated record. Lineage: Eukaryota; Metazoa; Chordata; Mammalia; Rodentia; Muridae. The transcript is spliced from 6 exons. Gene Ontology annotation, cellular component: external side of plasma membrane. Gene Ontology annotation, molecular function: signaling receptor binding; peptide antigen binding. Gene Ontology annotation, biological process: antigen processing and presentation of endogenous peptide antigen via MHC class I via ER pathway, TAP-independent; antigen processing and presentation of endogenous peptide antigen via MHC class Ib; immune response. Bases 188 to 1279 code for a protein of 363 amino acids.
CAGACCCACACCCAGAAAAGAAAGCAUUCAUCCUAGAGGGGAGCUCUGCAGGAACCCCUGAAAAAGAAACACCCCUAACACCCUUAUCUGUUAACGCUCCACCCCCACUGGUUUCAGCAGGCAGUCGCGACUUGUCUAAAGUCUAUUUUCUCAGGACAGGAAAGGCUUAAAACUUGAUCCUGACACCAUGUGGGCUCUUAUCUUCUGGCUCCUGAAUCAGCCCCUGGACAGCAAAGCCCGAUCGCACUCUCUGCACUACUGUUACUCAGCCAUGACUGAACCGGCCCCAGGAGUUCCUUCAUUUUUCGCCAGUGGCUUUUUAGAUAACCAGCCCUUCAUCCACUAUGACAGUAGGAACAUGAAGGCAGAGCCUUGUGCUGACUGGCUGAGGGAAAACCCACAGUACUUCGCUCUCGAGACCCAGGUUUUCACCAAUCGGAUGAAGAUUUUCCAGUUGAGCCUGAGAAACAUUGAGCAAUACUACAAUAGCUCUGGUGCCCAGAGUCAGAGAGCAGAUAGCUUCCACCAGCAAGCAGGCCCUCACACCCUCCAGUUCACAUACGGCUGUGAGAUGCAGGACAACAGGAGCACAGGGUACUGGCAGUAUGGCUACGAUGGCAGGGACUACCUGACCUUGGACUUGGACUCCAUGCAAUACACAGCAGCCACUUUCAUUGCUGGCUACACCAAGCGCAAGUGGGAAAACAAUGAGUACUGGCUGGAGAAAGAGAAGACCUACUUGGAGAAGGAGUGCAUCCUAUGGCUGCAGAGAUACUUAACCAUGGGAGGAGAGAACUUUACCCGAACUGACCCUCCAAAGACAAUAGUGACCCAUCACCCCAGACCUGAAGGAGACGUCACCCUGAGGUGCUGGGCCCUGGGUUUCUACCCUGCUGACAUCACCCUGACCUGGCAGAGGGAUGGAGAGGAUCUGUCCCAGGACACGGAGCUUGUGGAGACCAGACCUGCAGGGGAUGGAACCUUCCAGAAGUGGGCAGCUGUGGUGGUGCCUUCUGGAGAGGAGCAGAGAUACACAUGCCAUGUGCAACAUGAAGGGCUAACCAAGCGCGACAGUCUGACAUGGGAGCCUCUUCAGCUCACUACGCCCAUGACAGGAGUAUGUGCUAGAGGAAGAUGUAAUCCUCAAGCAACCACCCUGAUUGUCCUUCUGGUUUUUAUCUUUGGCAUGGUACCUAUGUUUGGACUUACCUGCUACAGAAUUCAGGCCAGAAGAAAGAAUUGGUCUGCUCUAUCUGUUCCUGAAGAUGAGAGGCUCUAGGCCAAGGACCCAGGGACAAGGGUCUAAUGUAAAUAUUUUACAGCCCAAGGCCAUGACCCUCAGAGGACACAUGUUUCAGUGAGGAGCCUGGGCUAGGCUCGCUUAUAGAGCUGUGUAACACUUGCUGCUCUCAGCUGAAGAUAGGCACAGCUAAGAACUGGCAUUGCUGUUGAUCCUGGUCCUUUCUGCUGACUUGGACUGAGGCUGAGGCUUGGGUGUGCCUGCUAGGUAAUACCACUGCCGCUGAUCUGUGUUUGUUAUCCUGACUCUACCGAGCUGGACUGCUGGUGUAUCCACGAAGAGUCUGAGUGGAUUGAGCUGCCAUUGCUAACCUGUAUGGGGUAGUGAACCCUGAUAAGUUCGAGCUGGGCUUGGAUUUGGGAAGCCAUGAAAAGUAGGAGGAAUCUGGAAGACUUUGUUGCUGAAUACAAUUUGAACUGUAUGACGUGGUCCAAGAAGUUUCAGUGGAGAAGAAUUUCUCAGUAUGUGGCCUAGAGACUGUUUUUUGUAGUAUUUUGGUGAAGAAUGUGGCUGGUUUUUGCCACUGUCCAAAGAGUCUGCCUGAGGCUAAGUGGAAGAGUCUCAUUGAUUGCACUGACAAAGAAGUCUCAAAAAAGCCGGGCGUGGUGGCGCGCGCCUUUGAUCCCAGCACUCGGGAGGCAGAGG